Drosophila grimshawi is the source of this 2713-nucleotide messenger RNA. It is a transcript of the gene GluRIIE, whose product is annotated as glutamate receptor ionotropic, kainate 2. Gene Ontology annotation, cellular component: plasma membrane; postsynaptic membrane. Lineage: Eukaryota; Metazoa; Arthropoda; Insecta; Diptera; Drosophilidae. The transcript is spliced from 14 exons. Gene Ontology annotation, biological process: monoatomic ion transport; modulation of chemical synaptic transmission; synaptic transmission, glutamatergic. Gene Ontology annotation, molecular function: transmitter-gated monoatomic ion channel activity involved in regulation of postsynaptic membrane potential; glutamate-gated receptor activity. The record is from RefSeq and is a predicted model, not a curated record. The coding region runs from base 38 to 2692 and encodes 884 amino acids.
CCUACACUUUUCAAUAACAUUGUUAUUAAGAAUUGUGAUGCUCAAUGCACAAUACGAGAACUAUGGCGGUUACGAUAGCCUUCAAAAUGUGGGCAGUGUACCGAUUGGUCUACUUACGGAUCAGAAUACGGAGCAAAUGAACAUAGUAUUUGAUCAUGCUAUCGAAGUGGCCAAUGUGGAACUUGGCUUAGCCAUGUCGUCCCUCAAAGCGGAUGUGAACUAUGGCGAUGCCUAUCACAGCUAUGGCCAACUAUGCAGAAUGUUGGAGACUGGCAUCGCUGGUGUUUUUGGUCCUUCAUCGCGUCACACGGCUGUGCAUUUGAUGUCCAUAUGCGAUGCAAUGGAUAUACCACACAUCUAUUCCUAUAUGAGUGAAUAUGCCGAGGGCUUCAAUUUGCAUCCCCAUCCCGCUGAUCUGUCCAAGGCUUUGUACAGUCUGAUAACAGCAUUCGAGUGGUCGCGUUUCAUAUUUCUCUAUGAAUCAGCGGAAUACCUGAGUAUUCUAAAUGAGCUAAACACUCUGUUUGGCACGAAUGGACCCAUUGUGACGGUACUACGAUAUGAUAUGCAACUGAAUGGUAAUUAUAAGCCGAUCUUAAGACGUGUUCGCAAAUCCAUGGACAAUCGAAUUUUAGUCGUCGGAUCUACUGAAACUGUGCCCGAGUUUUUGAAUCAGGCUCAACAAGUGGGUAUUAUUAAUGAGGAUUAUAGCUAUAUAAUUGGCAAUCUCGAUUUUCACUCCUUCGAUCUGGAGGAGUACAAGUACAGUGAAGCGAACAUAACAAGUCUGCGUCUGUUUUCCCCAGAAAAAAUGGCUGUUAAGGAACUGAUGCAGAAAAUGGGUUAUAACAAUGAUCAAGAUGAUUUUCGAAAUGGUUCUUGUCCCGUAACUGUCGAAAUGGCGCUCACCUACGAUGCGGUUCAACUUUUUGCUGAAACUCUUCGAAAUCUGCCCUUUAAGCCAGUCUCACAAAAUUGCUCACAGCGCACCGAAAAUGUGCGAGAUGAUGGUUCGUCCUUUAAAAAUUAUAUGAGAACGCUGCGUCUCCGGGAACGCCUGCUCACUGGACCCAUCUACUUUGAGGGAAACGUGCGGAAGGGCUACCACUUGGAUGUCAUCGAACUCCAACCGUCUGGUAUUGUCAAAGUAGGGACUUGGGAUGAGCAGCGGGACUAUAGACCUGAACGCUUGGCACCCACUAAUUCUCAGUUUGAUAACAUCGACAAUUCUCUGGCCAAUAAAACAUUUAUAGUAUUGCUAUCGGUUCCGAACAAACCCUAUGCCAGUUUGGUUGAGAGCUAUAAACAGCUCGAGGGUAACAGUCAAUAUGAGGGAUAUGGCGUAGAACUCAUCAAGGAACUGGCCGAUAAGCUGGGCUUUAACUUUACCUUUCAAAAUGGCGGCAAUGAUUACGGCUCAUAUAAUAAGAGCACCAAUGAAUCAACGGGCAUGUUAAGGCAGAUAACGCAUGGUUACGCCGACUUGGCAAUUACCGAUUUGACUAUAACAUCGGAGCGUGAAGAGGCCAUGGAUUUUACCAUACCAUUUAUGAAUCUUGGCAUUGCCAUACUGUAUCUGAAGCCACAGAAAGCCACUCCAGAACUGUUUACAUUCAUGGAUCCAUUCUCUGAGGAGGUUUGGUGGUUUCUGGGUUUAUCCUUUUUUGGUGUCUCAUUGAGCUUUUUCAUACUUGGUCGUCUGUCACCAUCCGAAUGGGAUAAUCCGUAUCCAUGCAUUGAGGAGCCCGAAGAGCUGGAGAAUCAAUUCACGAUAGGCAAUUCCAUUUGGUUUACAACUGGAGCCCUGCUGCAACAGGGAUCCGAAAUUGGACCCAAAGCCUUGUCUACACGAACUGUGGCCGGUUUCUGGUGGUUUUUCACUUUAAUUGUCGUCUCUUCUUAUACAGCCAAUCUGGCUGCCUUUUUGACCAUUGAGAAGCCACAGAGUUUGAUCAACAGCGUUGACGAUCUGGCCGAGAAUAAAGACGGCGUUGUCUAUGGAGCCAAGCGAACCGGUUCAACUAGAAAUUUCUUUUUGACUUCCGAGGACGAGCGAUAUGUGAAAAUGAAUAAAUUUAUGACCGAGCAUCCAGAGUAUUUGACGGAGACCAAUGAGGAGGGCGUGGAGCGUGUUAAGAUAAGCACUCAUUAUGCCUUCCUCAUGGAGUCCACCUCCAUUGAGUUCAACACGAAACGCGAGUGCAAUCUCAAGAAAAUUGGCGAUGCUCUCGAUGAGAAGGGCUAUGGAAUAGCUAUGAGAAAAAAUUGGCCACAUCGUGACAAAUUUAAUAAUGCACUGUUGGAGCUGCAGGAGCAGGGUGUACUGGAGAAAAUGAAGAACAAAUGGUGGAAUGAGGUGGGCACUGGCAUUUGUGCAACCAAGGAAGAAGCACCCGAUGCAACGCCUCUGGCCAUGGACAAUUUGGAGGGUGUCUUCUUUGUGCUGCUUGUCGGUUCUUGCUGUGCUUUGCUCUAUGGCGCCAUCAGCUGGGCAUUGUUCAUCAUCAAAAAAGCCCAUCAUUAUAAGGUGCCAUUGCUGGAGGCUUUAAAAGAGGAGUUGAAGUUUCUCAUUGAGUUCAAUAACUAUGUACGUGUGCUGAAGAGCUCCGAAUCGAUUUAUUCGCGCAGUCGCCAGUCAUCCAUGUCGGUGGGUUCCAUCAGACAGCAGGAGCCACUUGCACAAUACAAUUAAAUGUUAAAAUUCUCAACUUUA